Molecule: messenger RNA, 844 nt
Organism: Aspergillus saccharolyticus JOP 1030-1
Lineage: Eukaryota; Fungi; Ascomycota; Eurotiomycetes; Eurotiales; Aspergillaceae
Exons: 2
Coding region: 294-500 (68 amino acids)
Source: RefSeq, a predicted model, not a curated record
GUCCAGGUCAAGAUGCGCCAACGCCUGCCCGUAAUUGUUAUUUUCUCAUCCGGUCUUCAUGCCCCCAACAAAAUCGACAUUUUGGCCGUCUGUGCUUCCCCAAACCACCUGCAUCCCCGCCUCAAUCACUCACUGCCUCUGCACCGCCGACUAGUCCCGUAGCCCACAGUACAAGAAGCGUUCCCGGUACUUUGAAACUGGGGUGAACCCAGGCACUGUCGCCAUGAGCGUCUUCCAGCUCUCCCCGCGCAGCAUGGAAAGCCCCAUCGCAUUGAGGUGGUACCCUGGCGGAGAUGUCUGCUCCUCUGCCGGGAGACGAUGCUCCGAACGCCUACAGCCAGUACACGAAUGUUCGCCACGUUCUGAUAGAGUACAUACAUGAGCAGAUGGCUUUAAAGGUUUGGCCGUCGGAUGAGACACUGCGGCGACAAGCGAGGCAGAUUGCUUCUGAUGGGAAUGACCCAUUUGAUCAGACCUAUGCCGAUUACAGUCCUGCCUGAUUGAAGGGCGUUAAGGCGGAAGCUGGGGGGAAUUGGUUGGUGUCUGGACAAGGGACAGGUACGAAAGACAGGUGAUUACAACGGCAAUGAAUUGUUCUUGGAAUUCGCCAGCUGGAUAUGACUGUAUUUGAAGGUUCAUCUCAACUGUUUAUUAACAAGGUUGGCGUUUACCCCAUUGUGGUAAGAUAAUCGUCUUUUCUUGAUAACAAUGUGACAAGAGUAGCUUGAACCUUCAUAUUGUCAGACUCAUCAGCAGACUGAUACUCCAGCAAAACAGUCAGUUUCGGAGCCAUCAGCCUCAGCCUAUUCAGCCUGAGCCGAAGCCCAGCCAGGAUGAAGAGUCU